AUGGCUUGUGGAAACAGGGAGAAGAGAGUCAGAUGUGGUACAGUGGAAGAGAGCAACGCCAGAGAGCCGGACUUUAUAGACCAACUGCCCGAAGAGUGUCUUGUCCUCAUCUUUCGCUUUCUGCCUUUGAUCCGUGACCGGUGCUCGUGCGCGGCGGUGUCGAAGAAAUGGCUCCAUGUGCAAGCACGUAUGCGGCGUUCGGAUUGGAGAUCGGAGCAGGAUGAGGCUUGUUCACCAAGCAAAGAGAUUUCCCGAUGCCUCGACAUGGAAGAGGCUAAUGACACAAGGCUCGCUGCUAUGGCAAUUGGGAUCCCCUACCAAGGUGUCCUCACCGAACUCGCUAUAAGUGCAAGUCUCCCUUCUCUUCCUUUCUCUUCCCGAGGUGACCAGAUGACUGAUUAUGGCCUUAGCAUCAUAAGCCAAGUCUGCCUCAAUCUCAGAUCGCUGACACUCUGGAACUGCACCAAGGUAGGAAACAAAGGCAUUGCCUCAUUGGCCAAUUGCUGCACUUCAUUAGAAAAGUUCAGUCUUUCAAACUCCCCGUCGAUCACGGACGACGGCCUUCUGCUGAUUGCAAAAGGAUGUCCUGAUUUAUCAUCGUUGAUCCUGAACUCUUGCUGGUCCAUCGGCAACCGAUCACUGGAUGCCUUUGCGAAGCACUCCAAUAAGCUCAAGUUAUUCAUUCUGGAAAGGUGCCCGGUCGUGAAGGAUUCGGCCAUUAUUUCGAUGCUCACCAAUCUACAGGAGUUACGCAUGCUGAAAAUUAGGUCCAUGGAGAUCAGAGAUGCCGUCCUCGAGGCCGUUGGAAGGCAUGCAAAGCAGGUAAGGACGUUGUACUUGGAGAAGGUCUGGGGCAUUACAGAGGAAGGCUACCAUUGGAUCGGAUUUAAUGAAAAUCUCCAGUCCCUUUCACUAAAUUGUUGCAUUGGUUUAACAGACAAAAGUUUCAGAAGAACCGCCGAUAGAAACAUGUAUUUGGGCCUAAAAAAGAUAGCAAUUAAGAACUGUCGAUCAUUGACGGACGAUGGAUUGGUCGAGCUGACAAGAUCAGCGAAAUCGCUCAAGUCCAUAACUCUAGAAAAGCUGGACAGGAUUACGUCGAGUGGCCUGGUCGAAGCCUUGUCGAACUGCAGUCGGACGCUGAAGGAAUUAUCUCUGCUGAAGUGUAAUCUCAUACAGAGUGAUGCCCAUCCUCUUCCUCGGCAUUUUCCGCUGUUCAAAGCUGUGACACUGAAUCAAUGCCAUGGAGUUGGAGAUGGUUUCCUGGUGCGCAUGGGAUGGGCGUGCAAGAAAGUGGAGGAGAUCCGUCUGGUGUGCAUGGACUCGAUCACAGACAGCGGCAUCCUGGGCUUUCUCUAUCAACUUGGGAGCCGUACCAACAUCACCAAACUGGACCUGAGCGGAUGCAGGUUGGUGACCGAUCGAAGCCUGCGGGCGAUUGCACAGCGAUGCCAGGAGUUGGAGGAGCUGGACCUGAGUGGGUGCAGGAUUAGUGAUCAGGGGGUGGAGUGUUUGGCCAGUGAGGGGCCGAGCUGGCUGCAGGCGCUGUCGCUCGCCGGCUGUGCUGAGAUCACCGACAAGAGCUUGGAAGCACUGCAGACGUUGUGCGUGAGCCUGGAGAGCCUCAACGUGACGAGGUGCCCAGGGAUAAGCCAGGAGGCCAUCAGUUCUUUCAAGGAGGUCUGCUUCUUCUGCGACGUCAGAGGCUGA
Messenger RNA from Elaeis guineensis (African oil palm), 1710 nucleotides. NCBI's taxonomy places the organism in Eukaryota, Viridiplantae, Streptophyta, Magnoliopsida, Arecales, Arecaceae. The record is from RefSeq and is a predicted model, not a curated record.